This is a messenger RNA of Phyllostomus discolor (pale spear-nosed bat), 777 nucleotides long. Its product is annotated as AF4/FMR2 family member 1-like. The record is from RefSeq and is a predicted model, not a curated record. The coding region runs from base 1 to 777 and encodes 258 amino acids. The transcript has 5 exons. NCBI's taxonomy places the organism in Eukaryota, Metazoa, Chordata, Mammalia, Chiroptera, Phyllostomidae.
AUGCAGGAGGAGCCGGCUGGAAUUAGCCUGCCUAAUGCGCCUGUCAGUCCGGCGCCGCGCCGCGCUCGGCCCGAGCUGUUUGUAAAUUACAUUAGCGGCGCCUUUAUUGCGCCCGCACCGCCGACGACUGAAAAGCCGCCGCCCCCACCCCAAACUGCGAGCUGCGCGCCCCGCGCACCCUUCGCCCGCCGGCCUCGCCGCAAUUGCAGCGCUGGCCCGGAGUUCUCAGGCUCUCCAAUCCGGGAUUCGACGCCUGAGAAGGGCGGCGAGCGCCCAGUCCGGGAGGUGCACGGCCGCCAAGCGGUCAAGACAAACCAGGAGGUCCUCGAGCGCAGGGACCUUAACCUGGGAUGUCCGUACACCUCAGACCUGCGCAGGCCAGGACUGAGCCCCUAUCAUGUUUUGGGCGCAGAAGCAGAGAGGAAGAACAGACAGAAGACGGAGGGCGAUGGGCAGGCAGGGGUGAGAGGAAGCAGACACUCCCUCCCACCAGUAGCACAGGGGACCAUGAUGAGGGUGCAGAAGUGGGGACCGCUCUCCCGGCAAAGGAGACAGACAAGCAGGAGGCCAGAAGUGCCGGCCCGGAGGAAAGCCAGAACACCCCCACAUUUCCUCCCUCUGCCGCCUGAGCAGCAAGCUGCUAGGGUCGCGAUGAAAUCUUUGGUCCUUCCUGCGCUUGCGUCAGGUCUGCAGCCUGCAGAAGGCGCUGGUGAGCUUGCGGGGUGGCUGUUUGGGGCCACAGGGGUGGAGGAGUUGGGACAAGGCUGUGGCUUCUGA